UGCUUUUCUUUUCUGUUUGUGUUCGCGCCAAUCAAUAAACGAAAUCUAUUUAAAAUUUAAUUUAAUUUGCUUGAUUACUUCACCAUGGAUUUCCCAAAUACAAGUGGAAUUAGAAGCCCAUUUUCACCUAGAGUCAGGCAAUCAAUUACAGGCCGACGAGCGGGCUUGACUUCUGCUAAAAAGAACCAAAGUAAGUUUAUGCAGUCCACUGAAGCCCCGACAGGAGAAGUGAUCUACAAGACUCCUUUAACUACAGUGGAGACUUAUGGACAUCCAUUGCCUGUGUUAGUGACAGAGGCCCUUACAUUUGCAAGCGGUGAAGUGACAGUAGGUCUGUCAGCCAACGGCUACUGCUGGCUUGUAUUCGGACGGAGGCUCCUGGUGUGGGCGCGGGACGGCGGCGCGGCGCGCGAGCUCACGCUGCCGCAGACCGACCUCCAGCACAAGGCGGAGCUGGUCGAGGUGUUCUACGAGGAUGGGGCGCAGAUGCCAUCGUGUAUCGGCGUGUCGCCCGAAGGCGUCGUCCGCUACUGGCCCUCGGUAGGCCAGGAGCUGUACGUGGACACCAGCUGCGAGCUGGCCGGGCAGGAGUGCAGCCGGCUGGUGGCGUCCGGCUCCGCGUCCGGUCUGCUGCUCGCCACCACGUCCUGCAGCCUGCUGCAGCUGCGGCCGGAGCCGGAGCGGCCGGGUGUCACAUGCAAGCAGCUCCGUCCACCGUCCGGAUGGCUGGGCGGCAUCGGCAGGCGCGUGUCCCUUCUGUUCUUCGGUUCCAUGCCCGCCAACGCUGAUACUAAACUCGUCGGCGUGGUGAUCCUGCACGACGGCCCCAUGUCGGCGGGCGUGGAAGAGCCCGGCUACGUCGCGCUGGUGGGGGGCGGGGGCGGCGCGGUGCUGCAGCUGUGGCGCGGCGCCGACUUGCACGAGCACAACCUGCGCAGGGCGCUCACCGACGCUCACAGGGCUCAAGGCGACGUGAACAGCCUGCAGGUGAUGUGCCUGGACGUGCGCGCCGGCGGGCCGCGCUGGCUCGCGCUGCUCAUCGCGUGCGUCAACGUGGCGCGCGCAGACACCAGGCACGCCAUCGCGCAUAUGUCCGUGGAGGACCCGGCCAACCCCCGAGUAACUUCCCUCAUACCUCUCCGGGGAUGCACUCUAUCACCAGACAUUGCUCCGCGCCUUCUACCGCUGCCCUCCGCCGCCGCCCUGUAUACCAGCACAUAUGUAGCUAUAGUCAGUGAGUACAUAGUAUAUCAGUGUACAAGACCCGGCCAACCCCCAAACCAGGCCAACCCCCGAGUAACUUCCCUCAUACCUCUCCGGGGAUGCACUCUAUCACCAGACAUUGCUCCGCGCCUUCUACCGCUGCCCUCCGCCGCCGCCCUGUAUACCAGCACAUAUGUAGCUAUAGUCAGCACAGUGGCGAACGACAAAGUGGAAUAUAUAGACGUGGCUUCAGAGGGAGACAGAAUCCUCGGUGCUACUCUGUGCAACGGGCAGCCAUUACUGUUUAGUAGGAAACAUGGCGUGCUGGCGCUCACUUCAGCUGAAACGGUUUCUACCAACGUAUCUGUGUGUGAGAGCCCCAUGGGUUCACCUUGCCCGUCGGACAUGUACGAUGGCAACCUGUCCCUCUACGAGAUCGAUCCGCACGAGGUGAGCAUGGUAACUACAGACGCGUGCGGCAAACUCAAAACAGCGUUCCUUUUCCAUCUGCGACGCGACACGGCCGCCUGCCGCGCCAUCGUCCACGACCUGUUCCCCGCCAAGCAGCGCUCCGACCCGGCGCUAGACAACACCGUCGUGCGCAUAGCCACGGAGCUGUGCGACGACAUACCGCAGGGGGACCCCAGAUGGAAGCAGCGCGCAGGCGGCCCCUCGACCAACAUCCCGCUGGGCAGCUCGUCGGCGCUACAGAUCACCGCGCAGCUCCGCGACAAGCAGCGCGCGUUCUCACUGUUCGCCGACUUCUUACGGGCGACGGGCUUGUGGCAGCGGCUCGGAUCUCUAGAAACCGGGGGCGACUGCGUCAGUACAGUAUCAGCAUUGGGCAUGUUGGCAGAAAAGCUAGCUAUAGCUCUGGCGCUGAGAAAGAAACAGCACAGCGGAGAUUCACAACUCAUCGACGCCGCUGUUUAUCAGGUAGUGUGCGGCGACGAGGCGGAGCCAGAAGAGCCCGAAGUGGAGGCAGCGUUGUCUUCCGGCGCGUUAUCCCCGGCGGACGUGUGCUUCCGUCGCGUGUCCUCCAUCCAACGCGUGCUGGUCGCGCUGUGCUCCGUGUGUGCGCCCGCGCAGCACGACGUGCGCGCGCUCGCCACGCACGCGGAGCACGUGUCUAGGCUGCUCACGAGCAUCCUAACAGAGGUCCACGGUACGCGAGUGCAGUGGCAACCGCGACCGCUACUCCCACCGCUGGGCUCCGGCGCGCUGCUGCCCCGGCUAGUGCAGCUACACACCAGGGCCGUCAGUCAAUACGGUCCCGGUUGCCCCGACGUGGUACUUCGCUCGUCGCUGUACGAGGCCACCAGUCUCCUGGCCGACCUCAUACUGACGGAGGCCGAGCCGCUACGACAGCACGGCGACACUCGACACGUCGGCGAGAGGAUGCGGCGCGACAUCAUACAGCCCUACGGAUGCGGCGCGACAUCAUACAGCCCUACGGUUAGUUUAGUGUACGAGGCCAACAGUCUCCUGGCCAACCUCAUACUGACGGAGGCCGAGCCGCUACGACAGCACGGCGACACUCGACACGUCGGCGAGAGGAUGCGGCGCGACAUCAUACAGCCCUACGGAUGCGGCGCGACAUCAUACAGCCCUACGGUUAGUUUAGUGUACGAGGCCAACAGUCUCCUGGCCAACCUCAUACUGACGGAGGCCGAGCCGCUACGACAGCACGGCGACACUCGACACGUCGGCGAGAGGAUGCGGCGCGACAUCAUACAGCCCUACGGAUGCGGCGCGACAUCAUACAGCCCUACGGUUAGUUUAGUGUACGAGGCCAACAGUCUCCUGGCCAACCUCAUACUGACGGAGGCCGAGCCGCUACGACAGCACGGCGACACUCGACACGUCGGCGAGAGGAUGCGGCGCGACAUCAUACAGCCCUACGUCGAUGCAGGACAGAUGGAGAGAGCUGCGGUACUGGCAGAAAAGUUCAAAGAUUUCGAGCUUCUCAUCGAGCUGUGUGACCGACAAGAUGAUAUGGAGCGCUUGUAUUCUUAUAUUGACAAGUAUUCAGGCGAGGGCAUCGCGGAGUCCGCGUUCGCGCACCUGCUGGGGGCGGGGGGCGGGGGCGCGGCGCGGCUGGUGCGCGCGCUGGGCGCCCGCUACCCCGCGCGCCUGCACGCCUGGCUCGCGCGCACGCCCGCCCGCGACCCCGUGCGCGCGCUGCACCACCUGCACGCCCGGGACUACGGCCAGGCGGGGCGCGUGCUGGCCGGCCUGGCCCGGGGGGAGAGGGACGCAGUCAACAGGAUGACGACUACGGCAUCCUUAGCCAAACUCUGCCUGCUGGCGUCUGACGAGGAACCUCAACCCUCCGACCUGUGGAACAAAGUCGAAGGUUGCCUGUCCCUGGCCGAGCAACACGCGGCGCUGCCGCGCGACAUCAAGCUGCUGCACGGGCUGGACGCGGCGGACUGCAGGGUGAUGCCGCCGGAGGAACUGAUACAGAUGUACAUCGAGAGCGAGAGCGACGCGUUGACCGAGUACGACUACAAGAAGGCACUCGACCUGACCGACUUCGUGCAAGACAUGGAGCGCCGCGAUGACCUUAGGCUCAGGGUGUGGUGCGCGUGCAUCCGGCGCUCCCCGUGGGACGCCGUCGACGUGGAGGCCCCCGCCGCCGAGCUGCAGGACAAGAUGUUCUUCCGUCUCAUGCAUCUAGUGCACUUCAUGGGUGGCGACCUGGAGCUGCUGCUGCCCCCGGCCGAGGACAUCCUGACGGCGCGCGAGCUGGCCGAGCUGGUGUCCGACGCGCGCUUCCGGUACAUCGUCAAGUACGGCUACGAGUGCCUCCACGCGCGCCGCCAGCCCGCCCGGGACCUCUCACUCACACCCACGCCCGCACCCACCGCCACACCAGGGACAGGAGACCGAGGAACCACUAUCAUCCCCACAUAAGGUUCAUUGCAUGAUUUUUUUCUUUUUGACCGAAAUCAAUAUAUAAUUGGUCAACAAAUUGACAGUAAAUAGCAAAGAUAGAUAUAACUCCGUAAUAGAUGGGUACAGUCUAAGGAAAAAACGUGCCUCGAAAAUCACGAAAAUUUGAUUCUCGAUCAGAUGGCGCCACUAGUUUUGGCCUACUCUCGUAUAGAGGGCGCUGACGGUUUCGUUUGUUAUUUAUAAUUUUAAAGCAUAUCAGUGAAAGAACAUGGGUCAAAAUCAUAUAAAAAUAAUUAAUGCAAAUAAAAAAAUCAUUUAUCCAUAUUUAAAUACAUUUAAACGUAUUUUUAUAAAUCUUCAUUUUUAGUUUUAAAGUAUGUCGAUAGAUGGCAGUGAAUUUACAGUGGUUACAGAAUUUACUAUGACAGUAUCGCUCUAUCUUAUUAUAUCCUCUUUGGUAAAUAGGAAUAAAAAAAACUAUACUCAUCCUUUUCUUUUGGGUGCUAGUACUAGUGUAAGACAACGAUAUUAUGAUUCUCUCUGUCUAAUUAUGAGACAGUCCUUUGACAAACCAUAUGUGUCACGUAAUUGAUUGAUGAUUCCGGGAAAAAUAGUAAAAAAAAUACAACACCGAUUUUUACUGCGAAAUCAGGGUUAGAAGUUGCAUAGGCUAAAUCAUAUUUAUGUAAAUAUAUAAAUUUUAGUUAUUUCGCAUACCAUUUAUCUUUGUUACGCUCGUUGUUGAACAUAAGCUUGUCUCUUUCUCUUUCAAUAUACGAGAGCUCGUGAGCGCGUGCACAGCUGUAGCUUGCCCAGGCGCUACUAAAGAGCAACUGUAUAAUUUAUAAGCACUUCAAGUUUCGAACGCUUAUAACCCAUCUGGAGUUAUAAUAUCAUUGACCACCAACACGAUAUGCAGUGUCGGAGUUAUAAUAUCAUUGACCACCAACACCAUGCAGUGUCGUGCUUGAUGCUAUUGAAAAAAACGAAUCCAAAAUGAGUGAGCUAUUCACUGAGCUGCUGUAAUGCCAAAGGUACACUGAAUAUUCGAAAGAAAAACAUAAUAUUUGAAAAAAAUAAAAACAGGGUAGCUAAAAAAUAUGUGCAUUCCCGUUGCCAGGGAAGUUUUGGGCUUAUACUGAGCAACUUUUACUAUGAAACCAACCACGAAAUCGCAAAAAAACUUUACCCUCCCAUAGAAAAUAGACCAACCAAAAUGCAUGAAACAGACAAAUUUUUUUUCGCGAUUUCGGCGUUGGUCCUAUAGUAAAAGUUGCUCAGUAUAAUCCCAUAACCUCCCUGGCAACUGGAAUGCACUUAUUUUUUAGCCACAGUAUAUGCGUUAUCCAGAUUAUUCCAGAUUACCCUUAAUGCAAUACCAACGCUCACACAAAGCGCUGAAGCCUCAUAGGUUGCGAAUGAGGGCUAACGCGUAUGAAUUCGCCGCUAGGGGCGCUAGUGUAGAUGGUGGUCUUUUCCAUAGUUCGAAAUGUCAAAUGUCACUCGUCACUUCAAUGACUGACAGCUGUUCUUUAGUCUUUUGGACCACUAUCAACAGAGGCGCCAACUGGUGAGCAAAAAAACGAUAGCCCUCAUUAUAAAUGAACUUUUUCGUAACCGAGCUAAAGACUUGUUUUUACUUUAAUUAAGUUUUAAUUAUAACUUUUAUGCAGGCAUAUCAUGGUCGCGGUUAUGGAUUAUAAUAGGUAGUUGAAAAGCAUCAUUUUCUCGCUCUAAUACUCAAGUAAGAGACGCUUGCUAUAUCUUUUUACUAACGUACUAAGCGCUACCAUAAUAGGCCUGCUAAUAUAUGUAAUAACUUACAUGACGGAAAGCGAAAACAGAUGUGACAAAAUUGCUCGUGUUAUAGUUGAAAUUUUCUGAGGUGACUUUUUGGGCUCAAAUCUUUAAAUUUUAAACAUAUGGCAUUGUUUUAUUUGUGCACCGCGUUAGCUACCGAAUUUCUUAUGUGAUAAGGAUCAAGCCCGUUUACAAGAC
Cydia strobilella is the source of this 6099-nucleotide messenger RNA. RefSeq names its product nuclear pore complex protein Nup133 (gene Nup133). Gene Ontology annotation, molecular function: protein binding; structural constituent of nuclear pore. Bases 85 to 4119 code for a protein of 1344 amino acids. Gene Ontology annotation, cellular component: nuclear pore outer ring. Gene Ontology annotation, biological process: protein import into nucleus; transcription-dependent tethering of RNA polymerase II gene DNA at nuclear periphery; poly(A)+ mRNA export from nucleus. The record is from RefSeq and is a predicted model, not a curated record. The transcript is spliced from 26 exons. NCBI's taxonomy places the organism in Eukaryota, Metazoa, Arthropoda, Insecta, Lepidoptera, Tortricidae.